AACUCACCACAUUGAUAGAAAAAAGGGUUCCAGUCUAAAUGAUCAAAUCAUGGCUUAUUGGGAAUGGAAAACAAAGUUAACGGACCCAGAAUCAGGCCUUAUGGACUACUGGGAGCGGAAGAGGGACUAACAAGUCAUCAUAAAGACUGAGACCAUUAGACUGGGUUCCCAUACCUAGAUCGACCUAACAGGAUCGAUCCAUCUACGAGGGAUUUCUAACUGAAGCUGAAGCUGCCCGGGGUACUUAAAUAUCGUUUAACAGCUUCAGUAGGCAUGUCAGACAUAUAAGCCGCUUAAAGCUGAAAGCAAUUUUGCGAGAAUCCCCUUGGAGAUAGAUCGAUCCACAGUUAGUACGAUAGGGUCUGGGAGUGGCCCCAUAGUUGUUCACCUUCACCUAAACAAGUAAUUCAGUCGUGACCAAGUCUGUCAGAGUGCAUGAAGGGAGGGAACAGCCAACAGCAAAAAAAUGGCGAAACAGCAAAAACGUGCUUACUCUGCGUACUUGCCUACAUUUUACGCUAAAUUUGGAGGAGGUUACCCUCCACGACCAGUUUUCAACGAGUGGCCAACAUGUUGCCAAAUCUAUCAAGAUGUCUGCCUCAAAAUGCCCGAGAAGUUAUACACACUCAACAGCUCAGAGAAGUUCAGGGAAUGGAUGGAAGAGGAACUUAGCAGAGUUGAUUUAUUAAAAGUUGAAAUGGCCAUCACAUCCCUGAUCGACAAGGAGUGUAUCUCGGUGCUGGCGGGUUACCUGGCCUGUCUGAGCUACCUGGCACACGCCUAUCGCUGGGGUACAGUACCGACCACGAGCCUGGAACGGGAAAGAAGCACUCUCGAGUUCCCCGACUGCCUCUGGAACCCUUUUAAAAAGGUGAAUGAUUAUUUUGGCCUUCCGUAUCGUGGCAACCACUUUUCUCUCAUGGCUUGCAACGCUAUUUAUGAUGAAAGCGGAUCACCUGUAAGUAUGAAGUUCAAAUGGAAUUACGACCCGGAAAUAGCGAACCAAGAAAGUAACUUCAUGUUACUGAUGGCAAAAGCCGAAUGUGAAGCACCUCACACCCUCAAUUCUCUCGCCGAGUACUUGGAUUUGCUUCAAACGUUCACAACCUCAGACGACAGGAAUGGCGUCGAGCAGCAGAUGAUCGAAAAGGUGUAUCUUGCAAAGCGACACCUCUCGGCACUCCUUAGGCAGGCCAAUAAAAUAAUGGACGACAGUUUCAUUUCAAGGGAGGUCUUUGCACCGCACAUCCAGGGAAUGAUUGCAUGGGGAUUAGACACGGACAUUGGGUCGUCUGCUGCGGAAAAUCUCAUUUUCCAGACACUGAAUGUGUUUUGCGACAUGGAAGGUGCGAGCAAAAUGAGUCGUUUUGGAAAGAGGACGAGGAAGAGCAUUCCAGAAACCUCCAGGGUCUUAUUAGCCAAGUUUGAAGAGAGCACAAAAGAAAAUCUCUUUCCGACAGAGCAAUUGUCCCAAGCAAAGGCUGACUUGAUUACGGUGUUUUAUUCCUUUAUUUUGGGGCAUGCGCGAAAGGUACCGGGCUACAUAGCUAAAAGUCCAAUGACUGCUUCCAGAUUCUUAAGAAAAGACUUGGUAUCCAGCUUUAAGCGUAACAUGAAAGAGCGUUGCGACGAAGUUUCUUUUGCCAGAAACAAGGCUUUGGGUAGAUCGUCUGACGACGGCAUCAGCGGCAAUGGAAUUCAAAAAAGCGUUUUGUGGUCCCAGAGUAAGCCGCUGUUUUGUUGGCGAAAGGCAUUUGCGACAUCUCAUUUAAGACUACUGACACUUUUUAAUCAUUAUCCCGAGUUGAUUAUUGCUUUUGUAUAUUUGCUAUUUACUUUAACUUUCAGUAUUUAAAAAUCUGACCUUUUAUACUCAACAGGAGAUUAUAGUUGGACAUUUUCUCCUUACUUUUUAUACAGAACAUUAUAAUUUGACA
This is a messenger RNA of Lingula anatina, 1937 nucleotides long. RefSeq lists its product as uncharacterized. Lineage: Eukaryota; Metazoa; Brachiopoda; Lingulata; Lingulida; Lingulidae. Gene Ontology annotation, biological process: 'de novo' NAD+ biosynthetic process from L-tryptophan. The record is from RefSeq and is a predicted model, not a curated record. Gene Ontology annotation, cellular component: cytoplasm. Gene Ontology annotation, molecular function: indoleamine 2,3-dioxygenase activity; heme binding; metal ion binding.